AUGUCUAUCGUGGCAAUUUUGGGGAGCGGGGUCAUUGGCUUAAGUACAGCGUAUGAACUUUUGUUAUCACAAGAUCUGUGCCCCAAAGAGCUCCACAUCAUUGCGCAGCAUUUUCCUGGAGAACACCCAACCAGUCACGAAUAUACUUCAGCUUGGGCAGGUGCUCAUUUCAGACCUUUUCCCCACCGUCCCGAGACAUAUGAAAGUGAUGCCAGAGAAUCGCGCUACACGCGAGUCACUUACAAGUGGAUGAAAGACAUAGCUGCUCGCUUCCCGGAGUCUACAGUUCGACUCAUGCAAGGAAUUGAUUUUCUAGAGGAUCCGCCACAAGAAUACGACGGCGAUAGCCCAGGUUUCAAUAGCACGAGCUUGGAUGGUUUUCAAAAAUUGCCUCAGGCGGCUUUACCUCGAGGUGUCAGAGCUGGGUUCAAGUACAACACAUACUGCUUAAACGCUCCAGAAUAUUUGGGUUUUCUACAAGACCAAGUAAAACAGCUAUGUGAAUCACGAGGCGUCAGGUUAUUCCUUAGAAGAAUGACUUUACGGAGUUUAUCGCAAGUUCACGAUAUUUGUAUAGGAUUUUCGGUGUUAUUUAAUUGCUCCGGUAAAGGUCUUCAGUUUGAUGGAAGCUAUGACCCUAUGUGCUACGCAAUCCGAGGUCAAACUCUGCUUUUGAAUGCGCCUCAAAACACUAAGUAUGCCUCGCUUACGGUUACUACUCAGGAUAAAAAUGGUAACUGGACUUUCGUUAUCAAAAGGCCCACCAAAGAUGGACAAAACGAACAAUACAUACUGGGUGGUACAAAGCAAGCCAAUGACAAUAGCGUGAUCCCACGCGAUGCAGAUUCGCGUGCAAUACUAAAGAGAGGCCGCAUUUUAUAUCCAGAAUUAAUGAAAGGUAACGAAUUUUCCGUAGCCCUUGUAAACGUUGGCUUCAGACCCGCGAGAAAAGGUGGCAGCAGAGUGGAACUCGAGCGCUCAAUUCAUGGACCAGUGAUACAUUCGUACGGGUUUGGUGGCAUGGGCUUUGAGACUUCCUUGGGUGUUGCUGCCCAUUCUUUAAGAUUGUACCGAGAAUUCAUUGGCCGGGCCAAAUUGUGA
Lachancea nothofagi CBS 11611 is the source of this 1101-nucleotide messenger RNA. NCBI's taxonomy places the organism in Eukaryota, Fungi, Ascomycota, Saccharomycetes, Saccharomycetales, Saccharomycetaceae. The record is from the annotation of a GenBank genome assembly.